CUAUGAUCGCCGCCAUUUCACCAGCAGACUAUGAUGAAACACUCAGCACUCUUCGUUAUGCUGAUGCCGCAAAACGUAUCAAAAACAAGGCAGUUGUUAAUGAAGAUCCUAAUGCGAGACUCAUUCGUGAACUUAAAGAAGAAUUACAAAUGUUACGAAGCAAAUUGGGUGUCGAACCAGGCGAAGUUUCUUAUGAUUCUGGUGUUCCUGACAGUAAACAAGUAAUCACAUUUAAAGAUCCGGAGGGUAACGUUAUUAAGAAAACAAAGGACCAGUAUGAUUUAUCGAAAGUAAAAGCUUUGACAUCUUCAGCGUCCUUUUUAUUGGCGGCUUUUGCAUUACCGGGAUCAGCGGAGUCUGUUGGUCUAGUAAUUAUAGUUUGA
Messenger RNA from Racocetra persica, 383 nucleotides. The record is from the annotation of a GenBank genome assembly. NCBI's taxonomy places the organism in Eukaryota, Fungi, Glomeromycota, Glomeromycetes, Diversisporales, Gigasporaceae.